This is a messenger RNA of Austrofundulus limnaeus, 1083 nucleotides long. RefSeq lists its product as uncharacterized. Lineage: Eukaryota; Metazoa; Chordata; Actinopteri; Cyprinodontiformes; Rivulidae. The record is from RefSeq and is a predicted model, not a curated record.
AAACCAGUUUUUAGAAGCCCUAGGCGAGAGAAACUGGUUCUAAAUUAUUUAAAAAUGGGUAAAAUUAAUAGCAAAACACAACCUAAAGAUGAACUUGUGUGCAAAGACUGGAAAUAUGUUGAAAAAUUAGACAAAACCAAAAUACAACAUUUAGACACAUGGAUAAGUAAGUUCUAUUUCCAAGGCCAACUAAAUAGUCAAAAACUGAUAGAGUUGAAAGAUAACAUUAAAACCGCAACGAAACAAAACAGCAAGCUCAUGACUAACCUUGGUUUAGAUGACAUAGAUUUCUGGAUGCAAAUAGCCUUGAAGAGAGAAAAAGGCACAUCAGCCAGACGUGCCAAGGCUGUGUUGUUUUCUAGGAAAGAGGAUGACGAUGACUGUGUGUAUCGUGCAACAGGCAGGCAGGAAGACACGCUUCGGCAUGCAGGUGACGCAGCGYUUCCUCCUUCUCAGUUAGUGCCAGAAAUAGACACUGACAGAAAACCAAACACAGUAGCUCAGACAGAGCAGAGCGCUGCAGCAGCGACAUCACCUUCUUUAUACCCAGAUCUUGCACGCCUUGGUACAGGACCCCCUCCAGACUAUGACCUAACUACUAUAGCCACACCUCACCGGACUAGACAAUUUGUUAAAGAUGCAGGAAAGGUGUUUCAGUGGGACAAAACUUUACAUGGUGGARUUGGACGCGUUGUGACUGAGACUACGGUAACUACACCUGACUCGACUGACACUUUUCCUAUGAUUGAGGUCCCCAACCCGAAUGCUGUAGGGGUUAAUGACCGGACAAUGUUGGUGUUUCGGACUUGGACAACAGAUGACAUUAAAAAGGCAGUUGCAGGUGUGACUCCAGUUAAAGAGGAUGUUGGUAGAUUUGUGCAAGACAUGGAAGGCUUGAGACUGUCUUAUCAUUUAAAUGGUGUAGAGGUUCAGCAAGUUUGGAUGACAGCUUUAGCAUUGGACUGGCAUCAUGUGGUGGCYGACUGGUCACCCAAUGACGCAACGGGUGCUCCCUUGGCCCAUAACUCCCAGGACUUAAAACGUAGAGUGGAAGAACUCAUUGACAGAACGACUAAACGUUUC